This is a messenger RNA of Penicillium verhagenii, 423 nucleotides long. Its product is annotated as 60S ribosomal protein uL14. Gene Ontology annotation, biological process: translation. Bases 1 to 423 code for a protein of 140 amino acids. Gene Ontology annotation, cellular component: cytosolic large ribosomal subunit; ribosome. Gene Ontology annotation, molecular function: large ribosomal subunit rRNA binding; structural constituent of ribosome. The record is from RefSeq and is a predicted model, not a curated record. The transcript has 4 exons. NCBI's taxonomy places the organism in Eukaryota, Fungi, Ascomycota, Eurotiomycetes, Eurotiales, Aspergillaceae.
AUGUCUAAGAGAGGUCGUGGCGGUGCCGCCGGCAACAAGCUGAAGAUGACCCUCGGUCUGCCUGUUGGCGCCGUGAUGAACUGCUGCGAUAACUCCGGUGCUCGCAACUUGUACAUCAUUGCCGUCGCCGGUACCGGUGCUCGUCUGAACCGUCUCCCCGCUGCCGGUGUUGGUGACAUGGUUAUGGCCACCGUCAAGAAGGGAAAGCCUGAGCUCCGUAAGAAGGUUAUGCCCGCCGUUGUCGUCCGCCAGAGCAAGCCCUGGCGCCGGGCUGACGGUAUCUACCUCUACUUCGAGGACAACGCUGGUGUUAUCGUCAACAACAAGGGUGAGAUGAAGGGUUCCGCCAUUACCGGUCCCGUCGGUAAGGAGGCUGCUGAGCUUUGGCCCCGUAUUGCCUCCAACGCCGGUGUUGUCAUGUAA